ACUCUAACAAACAUCCAUCUAAACUUUCGCAUUUAUAAUAUUAGUAAGACAUAAACUUUAUUAAAUAAUGUUUAUCGUGUCCCCUGCAUUUUUUGUAUCAUUAUAUACCAUACUAGCGGUUGUUCGCGACUUCGUCUUGGCGGAAUUAAAAAAAAUCUAUUAUAUACUAUGUUACUAAGGGUUAACAUGACGCUCCGGGGACGGCGGCGAAUAGAAUGACAUUUAGUCUGUCAAAAUCGGUUCACGUAUUUAUCGUACGCGCGAUUUGCAUUUGCUAUCCCUCUCAUUGUCAUCGACUAAAUAGAGACAGCAAUAUACGUAAGUGACACAGCAAGAAGUAAGCACAUCAAACAUGACUUGCAAUUUUAUCAUUGAUUUUUUCGCGCGUCGACUCACGGAGUCUCAACCAUCUCAAAUCCAUACCAGAAUAGACAAACAUUAUCGUGAUAUAAAACGUAAAAAUAUCAUGCUGAUAUAAAUAUUUAGCCAUAUAAAUAUGUUGGAUGUCACUUCAUACGAUCACUUCUGAACAGUGUAGCCUUCAUCAUGUUGUCUUACAUUGUAACUGGGCUUUUCAUACUUUUGUUAAGUUUGUACUAUUACGUAACCAGAACGUUCGGUUACUGGACAUCUCGUAAUGUCGCCGGUCCUAAACCUAAACCUCUAUUUGGUAACAUCAUGGAAUCCGCACUACGGAAGAAAAAUAUCGCACUUAUUAUGCACGAAAUAUACCAAGACUAUCCUAAAGAGAAGCUGGUCGGUAUUUACAGGAUGACCACACCUUGUGUAUUAGUAAGAGACUUGGAGGUAAUCAAGCAUAUAAUGAUUAAAGACUUUGAUAUGUUUGAAGAUCGAGGAAUAGAGUUCAGUAAGGAAGGAUACGGUGCUAAUUUAUUCCAUUCGGACGGAGAAACAUGGCGUGCGUUAAGGAAUCGUUUCACUCCGAUAUUUACUUCUAGAAAACUAAAGAAUAUGCUGUAUUUGAUGACUGAUCGUGGUGACAAAUUCGUACAAGGUAUUGAAAGAAUAGUUAAGGAUGAACCAGAACAAGCUGUGCUCAAGCAUGUCCAACUUUACACGAUAGCGACAAUAUCAGCAUGCGCCUUCGGUAUUGACAUCGAUAAGUUGGGAAAAACACUUGAUUCUUUGUUCAAAUUAGAUGAAAUGGCAUUAAAUACUAAUUAUUUCUCCGAAUUGGAUAUGAUGUUUCCAGGUAUUUUGAAACAUAUGACUUACACCAUCUAUCCAGCGUUAGCUCGAGAAAUUUUCGACGGUAUAAUCAAGAAUGUUAUAACAGAAAGAAACGGGAAACCGAGUAAUAGAAAUGAUUUUAUCGAUCUUAUCCUAGCAUUGAAAGAGAAAGGUGAAAUCGAAGCUUCCAGAACUAAUACGGAAGAUAAAAUAAAGCCGCUUGAACUGACAGAAAGUGUCAUGGCCGCACAAGCGUUCAUAUUCUUCUUAGGUGGUUACGAAACUAGUUCAACUACUAUGACAUUUAUGAUGUAUCAAUUGGCUUUAAACCCUGAUAUCCAGAAUAAAAUGAUAGAAGAAAUCGUUGACCCGUUGCAUAGGAAUGCGAAACACGAUUAUAAAGUGCCGGGAACUGACGUAGUGAUACAAAAAGGUCAGACAGUGUUGGUCUCACCUCGCAGUUUGCAUUACGAUGAGCAGUAUUACCCAAAUCCACAUAAGUUUGAUCCGGAGAGAUUCUCCCCGGAAGCAGUUGGGGAGAGACACUCUUGUGCGUAUAUACCGUUUGGCGUUGGACCGAGAAAUUGUAUCGGUAUGAGAUUCGCGAAAGUUCAAUCGAGAGUGUGUCUACUGAAAUUCUUUUCGAAGUUUCGAGUUGAAGCGACGAAGCAUACUCCCAAAGUUAUCAAAUACGAUCCUAAAAGAACGACUGUGUCACCUGUAGGGGGAAUACCACUUAAUAUUAUACGCAGAAAGUAAAAUUAUAUUAAAAACCUGACUGAGAUGAGAGACCAAUGCCAUCUAUUGGCUGCAUUUUAUAACAGACUUUUUAAAAUCAAAAUUUAAACUGUCAAAAUAAAUUUUAUUGUCAUAAAACACUUUCUUAUUUUAGAAUAAACUCGAAAAAAUGAAAAAACAAGUUUUCCUUGUUGUAAAAAAAGUCGUAACGAGCAAGAUUGGAAGUCGUUUUACACUAUUUUAAAUUUUACUUCUAAAAUAUGUGUUCUGUGGAGAUGUAAUAUAUCUUAUGACACUCCUGGGAAGAAUAGGAAUCAAAUGACACCUUAUUCAUAAAAAUCAGUUCAGUCGUUUAGGCUGUAAACCAUUACAAAGUCAUUCAAGAGAGAAAAUAUAUACUUUGUCAGUCGGGUAAAAAUCAUAUAUUUGUAUUUUUUUACAUUUACUGUCGCACUAAUUUUUUUUACUAAGUAAGACAGCCUUUUCUUUGAAAUGGGUUUAUUUGGGUUAUUAUUUUUAUACGUGGAUCUUUUCAAACGAAUACUGCACGAAUUUAUGGAAUAUUGUAUUUUUUAUUUGGGUUUUAAUAAAAGC
Molecule: messenger RNA, 2523 nt
Organism: Papilio polytes (common Mormon)
Lineage: Eukaryota; Metazoa; Arthropoda; Insecta; Lepidoptera; Papilionidae
Product: cytochrome P450 6B2-like
Exons: 3
Coding region: 547-1950 (467 amino acids)
Molecular function (GO): monooxygenase activity; iron ion binding; heme binding
Source: RefSeq, a predicted model, not a curated record